Molecule: messenger RNA, 642 nt
Organism: Capsella rubella
Lineage: Eukaryota; Viridiplantae; Streptophyta; Magnoliopsida; Brassicales; Brassicaceae
Product: 60S ribosomal protein L14-1
Exons: 5
Coding region: 81-485 (134 amino acids)
Biological process (GO): translation; ribosomal large subunit biogenesis
Cellular component (GO): cytosolic large ribosomal subunit; ribosome
Molecular function (GO): RNA binding; structural constituent of ribosome
Source: RefSeq, a predicted model, not a curated record
UCUUCGGCACAUAAAUAAAGUCUCUUCGCCGCUCGUUCAAUUUUCUUCUUGCUUCCCUCUGUUUCUUCCAGCCGGCGAAAAUGGGUUUUAAGAGAUUCGUGGAGAUAGGGCGAGUGGCCCUUGUUAAUUACGGAAAUGAUUACGGGAAGCUCGUUGUUAUCGUCGAUGUUGUCGACCAAAACAGGGCACUUGUGGAUGCCCCUGACAUGGAGAGGAUCCAGAUGAAUUUGAAGAGGUUGUCUCUUACUGACAUUGUCAUUGAUAUCAACAGAGUUCCCAAGAAGAAGGUUUUGAUUGAGGCAAUGGAGAAGGCUGAUGUGAAGAACAAGUGGGAGAAGAGUUCAUGGGGUAGGAAACUCAUUGUGCAGAAGAGAAGAGCUGCCCUCAAUGAUUUUGACAGGUUCAAGGUCAUGUUGGCUAAAAUCAAGAGGGCUGGUAUCGUGAGGCAGGAGCUUGCUAAGCUAAAAAAGGAGAUCAUUGCUUGAUUUCUCUUACUUAAUCACCCACCAGUUUCUUGUUUUUUGAAUUUGUUCUUAGCUCAAAUUAUGAGAUCAAUUUUGCUGAUUGUUAGCUACUUAUAUUUUGCUGUACAAUACUACGAUCUCAGUUUAGUCGUGGUCCGAUGCUCGAUAUUUUUGAACU